This is a messenger RNA of Bradysia coprophila, 2174 nucleotides long. RefSeq lists its product as uncharacterized. Gene Ontology annotation, molecular function: transcription corepressor activity; p53 binding; NAD+ binding. The record is from RefSeq and is a predicted model, not a curated record. Gene Ontology annotation, cellular component: nucleus; nuclear inner membrane; nucleoplasm. Gene Ontology annotation, biological process: negative regulation of DNA-templated transcription. NCBI's taxonomy places the organism in Eukaryota, Metazoa, Arthropoda, Insecta, Diptera, Sciaridae.
CAGUGUGUAUUGAAAGUCACUUUUGUUCGGUCGUGAUUUUAUGUCGGAAGACCGUAUCAUUUAAAACGUUUGUCAAUAAGUGAAUUUGUUCUUGUUCCGAGUUGAAAUUAAUUUUAAAUUGUGUUCAAAGUUUGCGUUGUGAUCAAAAAUAGUUCAACAUGUCGGCAAGGUACUGCGUUUUCAGGAAUUGCGGAAGUGAGUACAAGAUCCUCUUCAGCUUUCCCCAAGAGGUGGUAAGGCGAAAACUGUGGGCGCAGAACGCCGCCUUUGCUGAAUGUGACAUAACAACGAAGACUUGCGUGUGCCAGAAGCACUUUUUGGCGGAGGAGAUGAAUGGCAACCGGUUGGUGCGAGAUGCGGUUCCAGCCACAGCCACAGCUAGAUUAGAGCAAGAGAAAGCCAGGCUCAAAACGAAGCUGAAAAAGGCCGAAAAAGAGGCCGCAGAAGCUAAGGCAAAGAUUGUGGCGGCGCAGAUUGCGUUGAGAAAUGCCUUCAAAUGAAGGUUCGGCUCCAUCGCUGAUCGCGAUGGGUGCCAAAAAAUCGGAUGGAACCAAAGUACAGUCAUCGCUUUCCACAACAGCGCAACGAUUCGAGACGAUGUUCUAGCGAAACGAAUUCCCGUGUGCUCCAUCUGCAAUCCAGUCACCAGCAACGAAUCAUCCACCGGAAAUCAAUCGACGCCAAUUUUGCACUGUACGUCCAUGACCGAAGGCUAUAAAGAUCUGUACGAAAUGGGCAUCCUUAAGCCAGACAUCGUUUUCUUUGGUGAAAGUCUUCCGGAAAUGUUCCAUCCGGCGAUAAAUGCCGAUCGUCAACAGUGUGACUGUCUGUUAGUAAUUGGUUCUUCGUUGAAAGUUCGACCGGUUUCGCUGAUACCAGAAUUUCUGAACGGAACCGUUCCACAGAUUCUCAAUCGGGAACGAGUUGGGAACUACGUAUUCGACGUUGAACUGUUGGGUGACGCCGACGUAAUUGUUAAUCAAAUUUGUCGCAUGAUUGGUGGCGAUUGGACGGAAAUAUUCGAACAGCAAAUCAAUGGUAAUCGCGUUGAAUAUUCGUGCAACGAUCAGGACGAUGGUUUAGUGCUGUCCGCAAUGCUGACUGCUUUAGUUGAACUGGGUUCGAAGGUGUUCUGCAUUCCACCCGAUCUCAUGGAAGACGAUGAUGGAGAGUCAAAACAAAAUGAGGGAAAACGUGGAGAAGGAUUCGGUUUGGAUGACGGAACAGGUGAAAACGAUGUGUCCGACAAAAUUGAAUCAGAGGAUCAGCUGGAUACUGACAAGAAAUCCGGUGAUGAGAAACAGUCCAAAGAUGAAGAAGAUGCCGAUUGCAAAGAGGAACGUGGUAUUGAUAUGAGCGACUCAAAGUUGCAGGACGUGGACAAGAAAGGCGAUGACCUGAGCCGAAUAAACUAUCGCUGGAUUGAGUGGUGUCACAAAAAACGUGUUUCGGGAGUGAAUCCACGAGCGAUUCUACGAAAAAUCUUUCGCAACGGUGAAUUUCCUGUGCCACAGGGCGUGAGCGAUCGUGAAUUGUGGGCCCGUAUUAGUACUUUUGUGACGCAACCAGCAGUUCGUACACGUUUGCCCGACAUCAAUUCAAUCGAACACGUCAUCCAUCUACUGUCGACUUGCAAAAACAUCAUCGUUCUGACCGGAGCUGGUGUGUCUGUAUCGUGUGGCAUUCCCGAUUUUCGUUCGCGAUCUGGCAUCUAUUCACGACUGCGUAGUGAAAUGCCAGAAAUUGACGAUCCGCACGAGAUUUUCGACAUUCGAUUCUUCAGCAAAGAUCCGAGACCAUUUUUCAAAUUCGCCAAGGAACUGAGAGAUUCUGUUCGGCUAAUUUAGCAUUUAAGUCUAGCUUUUUCCUACUGUAUGCUUACCAGUUCCAUAAGAAAUGUUUUUAACACGAAACGACGGCUGAUACAAUCACAUUACGGAGAACCAUUUUACGAUUCGGAAUUAAGUCUUUGUUUGGGGGUGAAAUAAUCGAAGAAAUUUUACCUCGCGUUUUUUGAACUUUUUAACUCGUUUUUGUCAACACCGCAAUCGCUUUAGAAGAACCCUUGACCCAUUAUAUUCGUAAAUGACGAUGUUUGUCUUUUGUGUUCGAAUGAAAUCUCUGCCAACAGACAAAAUAUCAAUUUGAAGAAUAAAAUUUUGAGAGACAUUUAA